AUGUACUGCAAGGGAAACAUAAUUCAACAGGAUGAAGAGCCAGCAUCGUACUGGGGCGAUCUGCCAUUUCCAAUCCUGGACACAGUGAAAUUGAUACUGGAAAGGACAGUGGACAACACAGACGAAGUGUCCAAGACAGCACGGCUUGUGAACAAACACUGGAAGGCAUGGGCCACAGGUAGCCUCGCACUUCUGAGGAUCCAAGGAGAUGAGCCCAUGCAGUACCUUUCCACUGUCAUCAAUGAGGCAUUUCCAAUGGUGCAGGGACUGAGCUUUGAAAACUACCGGGGAAACGUCACGGCCCUGGACACCUUGUGCAACUUGCGGUACUUGGAUUUUGGUGGCUACCCCCUCCGGGAUAGACAUUUGGAAAACGUGGGAGAGUUGACAGGUCUGACGCGUCUAGACAUGUCCGAGCGCGAAGGAUCCGUGGAUCCCCAUUUCUACCAUCUGUACAGCGUCACGAACAAUGGUCUUCAGCACGUUGCAAAGUUGAGAACGCUCAGGCACUUGGGUAUGUGCCAUUUCAAACAGAUAUCCGACGAAGUCCUGGCGUCUUUGGCGAGUUUGGUUGAGCUCCAGUACUUGGACAUUUCUCAUUGCACGAGCAUCACAGACGCUGGGCUCGAGCACGUGACGGCGCUUGCCAAACUCACGCACCUGGCGCUGUUGGGGUGCCCUCACGUGUCUGAUGUCGGCUUGGGUCACAUAGGAAAACUGUCCAAGCUCACACACUUGGAUUUGCGGCAUUGUGCACAAAUCUCUGAUUCUGGCUUGGGCGGGGUGGGAUGUUUGACGCAUUUGAAAUGCUUGAGGCUCUCUAACUGUGUCUUGAUUACCAGCAGAGCCUUGACGCAUGUGCGGGAACUCGUGGGUAUGACCACGCUUGACUUGAGUUCAUGUAGAAAUAUUUCCGAUCUCGGCCUGAAGGACAUCGGGAGUUUGAUUGAGCUUUCCAGUUUGGAUUUGCAGUCAUGCUGCGAAGUUUCUGAUGAAGGCUUGGAAAAUUUAGCGAAAUUGUCUGCUCUCACUCACCUGAAUAUUUUGGGUUGCACACGUGUCUCUGAUGUCGGACUGGCCAUUGCCCGGAGGCUGACGAAGUUGCAGUGCUUGAAGAUGUCCCAUUGCCCCCAAGCCACGGAUUCGGGAUUGGAGCACUUGAGAGACUUGCGGUCCUUGACAUGGCUGGAGUUCAGCUCUUGUGAAAAUAUCUCUGAUAGGGGGCUGAGCUACAUUGCACAGUCGACUGCGCUUACCCAUUUGGAUAUUAGCUCAUCUCCAGGAAUGUCCGAUGUGGGCUUGAAACACUUGAGCAAGCUGACUCGCCUAACCCACUUGAACAUAGCGAGCUGCGGGGGCAUCACAGACGCUGGAUUGAAGUGUGUGAGACAUUUUCAUGGCUUGCAGCACCUGGAUUUGCGCAACCUUGACAGAAUCACAGACAGGGGAUUGGCGGGUCUGGCGCACCUGAAAUUGACUCCACAACAGUUGAAGUUACACUAUUGCCAGAACAUUACCCAUGGUGGUGUGCGGCGAUUUUGGGCGUGCCGCGGUGUUGGUCACGAUAUGUCCAAGGCGCCAUCGUAUCGUAGGCAUCGAUUUUGA
Ostreobium quekettii is the source of this 1605-nucleotide messenger RNA. Lineage: Eukaryota; Viridiplantae; Chlorophyta; Ulvophyceae; Bryopsidales; Ostreobiaceae. The record is from the annotation of a GenBank genome assembly.